GUGCUCAUCCAGUAUCGUCACAUCGGAUCCUCCAGCAAACUGCAUCGCACAGUCACCAGGUAUGAGACCACGCAACAUGCCAUGUUGCAGCCCCUCAGCUGUCGUGGCCUUUCCUUCACAGUCCCUUUACCCUCCUAGUUCUCCGGGGCUUUCACUGCUUCAGCGAGACCUACAUCUUGAGCUCGCUGCUCCUCUGUUCUCUUCUCCUCUUCCUGCUGCCCAGCGUCGUUGUACCACCUCUCUCCUACCGCCAUCAUGUCUUCGUCCCCUCUUGCCCAACUGACUGACAUCCUGAAAAUCUACCCUGCAGAGGAUCAUCAUUGCUUCGGGACUUCCAACUACUACAACCGUCGCUGCAACAACUUGACCAAUCAUCAUAAUCGGCAGGUAGCUCUUGUGCUGCUCGACAGGGGCACCCGCCAGCUCGCAGCCACCCCCUUCCUGGCUUCCUUCGAUAACCUUCUUGACCAGCUCGCUCCUCUUCUCCUCUGUCCCCACCUGCAUCGAAGCCAGGCCCCGCGUCUGGUUGCCCAGUGGAAGGAAAAGCUGCAGCGACACUUAGAUGAACACUUACCAGCAGCACCUGCGACGAUGAACAACCGGAUCCUCCCCAAUCCUGGAAACAACGUCCUCUCCACCGGGGGUGUCCUGACUAUCUCCAACCUGGCGAACCACGUCUCUGCUUCCCCGUCCAUCAUCGCCUACCAGCAUGGCAGAGUCAGCAUGGGUGCCAGCCAUAGUCGAGUCGAGAUCGGCCACCCAGGGGUUCAUCCGUCUUCAUCUUCUAUGACCACAGCAAUGUCUGCGGCUGCUUCUCAUGCCCAUCCCCACACAUCCGCUCUCCAUCCAGCGACUCCCCCCUUUCUGAGGCCCUCUGAUGUUCAUCCCCACCAGCACGACCACGACCACGAGAGCGACAGCGACUCCUCCAGCAUAGGCAAUUUCCCCGUGACAAAGGCUUCGGAAAAGCGCCGCGUCAAGCCGCGCCCCGUCGAUGGCGACUGCGGGAUCUGUCUUUUGCCGUACUUGGAUGAGAGAAUGCGAUAUGAGAUGUCCGAGGACGAGGAGAUGGAGGACGUGGACGACGCGGACGACGAGGAGGGUGCAUGGGAAGAGAUGGAAGAUGAUGACCUCGCCGGACCCGACUACGAUCACGACCUGCUGGUCUGGUGCCGGGCGUUCUGCGGGACCAACUACCACCGGGCCUGCAUGGAGCAGUGGAUUGACACCUUCGAUGUGCACGAGCCGACCUGCCCGACCUGUCGGAACUAUUGGAUUUACUAGCGCGGGGGAGUCAGAAUUGGGGGGCAUUGGGAUGGGGAUUGCAUGACGGGAGUUUCGGGUUUUGUUGUAAUGGAGGAUACGAGAUGGGAUGGAUUCUACGCCGAGGAAGGCUAUGAUUUGGGACGGGGUUCGGGAGUUCAGACUGGGAUAUGACGCAUGGCUUUUAUUCACGAGAUAUGAUGUGGUUUCCUAAUGCA
Aspergillus ibericus CBS 121593 is the source of this 1481-nucleotide messenger RNA. RefSeq lists its product as uncharacterized. The transcript is spliced from 2 exons. Gene Ontology annotation, molecular function: ubiquitin protein ligase activity. Bases 256 to 1284 code for a protein of 342 amino acids. The record is from RefSeq and is a predicted model, not a curated record. Lineage: Eukaryota; Fungi; Ascomycota; Eurotiomycetes; Eurotiales; Aspergillaceae.